Hipposideros armiger (great roundleaf bat) is the source of this 1530-nucleotide messenger RNA. It is a transcript of the gene DNASE2B, whose product is annotated as deoxyribonuclease 2 beta. The coding region runs from base 335 to 1309 and encodes 324 amino acids. Gene Ontology annotation, molecular function: deoxyribonuclease II activity. Gene Ontology annotation, biological process: apoptotic DNA fragmentation. The transcript has 7 exons. The record is from RefSeq and is a predicted model, not a curated record. NCBI's taxonomy places the organism in Eukaryota, Metazoa, Chordata, Mammalia, Chiroptera, Hipposideridae.
UGCAGACUGGGCUGUGAUGGAUGUCGUCAAUUAUUUCCGAACAGCGGGAUUUGAGGAGCAAGCUAGUGCUUUUCAGGAACAGAACUUUUUGAUGACUUUGCAAACCAGUCAACAAUUCAGCACAAAGGCAUCCAGAGUCACGUAGGCAUGUUGUGACAGAAUCACAGAAUGACAGGGGAUUCUUUCCAUUCUGAAUAUUCCUGAACCUCAAAUAGCAGAGGUAUGUGGAAUCAUACAUUAGAGCUGGCACAGGCUGAGAGACUUGAAACUCAGACUCAACAUUCUAUGGGGAAAGUCUCCGGCUGUGGCACGGAAUAAAGGCGACAGGUAGAAAAUGACAGCGAGACUUCUAAGAACAAUGCUGGCUUUGCUCUUCCUUGGCCUCUUUGGGGUCCUGGAGGCGACAAUAUCGUGCAGAAAUGAAGAAGGUAAAGCUGUGGAUUGGAACACUUUUUAUNNGUUACCUAAAUACCUGGACAAGGGAAGUCAAAAGACUGGGUUAGAAUACCUAUACCUGGACUCUACAACCAGAGGCUGGAGGAGGGGUAAGCAGCUCAUGAAUAGCACCAGCAGCGCUUGGGGAAGGACAUCACAACAGCUGUAUCAAGCAUAUGCCUCCAAGUCUAGUGGAACCAUUUACAAUGAAAUACAGAUCUGUGAUCCAUAUGCUGUGAGUUAUGCGCUGUUUAUGCCAUGGGUAAAUGGACUUAAAUGUUGCAACUUUCAAUUCUGUUUUAAAAAGGAGCUUUGUUUUUCCAAUUUAUCUGUAUUAACUGUAUCUUUGGUAGGCUUACUGCUGUGGAACAAAGACCAGGGGUUCUGGCUGAUUCAUUCUAUUCCCAAGUUUCCUCCAAUUCCUGAAGAAGGCUAUGCAUAUCCAACCACAGGGCAACAAAAUGGACAAAAUGGCAUCUGUGUAACUUUCAAGUACAACGAGUAUGAAAAAAUAGAAACUCCAGACAUUUUUGCAGCCUGGAUGGCUCCACAUUUAAAGGCACACUUGCUAACAGAAACCUGGCAGCGAAAAGGAAAAAAGCUCCCUUCAAACUGCUCUCUUCCUUACCAUGUUAACAACAUCAAAGCAAUUAAGAUAUCUGGACAAUCUUGUUUCAGUUCUUCGAAGGAUCAUGCCAAAUGGUGUAUUUCCCGAAAUGGCACCAGAAAUCGCUGGACAUGUAUUGGGGACCUAAAUCGGAGCCCAUCCCAAGCUUUCAGAAGUGGAGGAUUCAUUUGUACCCAGAAUCAGCACAUUUACCAAGCAUUUCAAGGAUUAGUUUUGUCUUCUGAGGAAUGCAACAAAAUUUGGUGAAAGGAAGUAUGUGCUAUCAUUUUGAACACCAACAAUGGGUUUUAUUCCAUUCUAUGCUCUAUAUAUCAAAGCCUGUAAAUGUACUCGUAGUCCACAUAUCAUCGAGUAAAACACUUUUCUCCCAUGUUUACCAUCUUAUCUUCUAAUUACUGGUAAUUUACCUACUUUGCAUUUAUAUUCCCUAAACACAAACUAUUAUAUAUAACUAAAAUGAGAAUUAA